ACCUCACUUUUUUAUCUGUCAUAAAGUGGUCAAAAUCGCGAUUUUAUCAUUGAAAUAUCUCAGGAUUUACACUUUUCAUGCUGACACUURACACCUGAGCAAUUUUUCUUCGUAACUGUAUCAUGAGCAAAGUCAUUCUCGGUGGUGGCUUGAGUGGCCUUUCUGCUGCCUACUACUUGAAGAAAUUUUCACCAAACCAAGCCCUCACCUUAAUUGAAUCAUCGCCACGCACCGGAGGCUGGAUCAAGUCAAGUGUGCAGGAAAAUGGGGCUAUUCUCGAGCAAGGCCCCCGCACUAUACGCCCUAGGGGGGACGCAGGCGCCAACACUUUACAAUUGAUUGAAGAACUGAAUAUAAGUGACCAAAUCGUGCCUAUACCAUCCGGACAUCCUGCUGCUAAAAAUCGUCUCAUUUAUGCCAACGGUUCUUUGCAUUUGUUACCAUCUUCCUUGACUGGAUUGUUCASAAAACAAGAACCGUUUUCAAGGCCUUUAAUACUUCAUUUGUUGAAUGACUUAAAAGCAAGUAAGAAGGAAGUWAAGGAUGAAUCAAUUUAUGAUUUUAUUGGCCGCAGAUUUGGUAGUGAAGUAGCUGAUUAUUUAAUCAGUCCGUUGAUUUGUGGUAUUUGUGCUGGCAACGCCAAGGAAAUUAGUGUAAAAUUCUUGAUGAAACAACUAUUUGAAUACGAACAAAAACAUGGAAGUGUCUCAAAGGGACUUUUAACAAAUUUGUUCGCAAAAUCAAACCCGCCAAAGAAUUUGUGUGAAACCGCCCUUAAAGCUAGGCGUGAAAAAUGGAGUAUUUAUUCUUUUAAAAAUGGCUGUGAGACGUUACCAAAAGCCUUAAGAWACAACAUUUCAAAUAACGUAACCAUUAAACUAAAUACUAAAUGUACAGAAAUCAAAACGGAUCAAGACCGAAUAACACUAAGUUUAAAUAAUGAACAAAUUACAUUUGACCAUUUAAUAAGUGCAAUCCCUGCAAACACAUUGGGGCUUCUUUUACAAAAACAACAUCCAGAACUUGCCCAUUCUUUACAGAAACUCACAAAAAAUGUUUCAGUUGUUGUUGUUAAUUUACUUUUCAAGGAGAAUUUUAUUAAAAACCCAGCUUUUGGGUUGUUAGUUGUCCCGAAAGAAAAACUCCCAAUUUUGGGUGUUAUUUACGACAGUUGUUGUUUCCCCGUGCAAGACUGUGGAACAGUUUUAACUGUAAUGAUGGGUGGUUACUGGUUUGAGGAACACUUUGGGAAAAAUCCUCAAGAAAAAUUGUUGUUGGAUGUUGCUGUUAAACAAGUGAAACACAUUUUAAACACCGAUCAUGACCCUUUUGAUUACAACGUGAAUAUUUUAAACCAGUGUUUGCCACAAUAUGUUGUGGGUCAUGACGAAAUCUUACACCAGAUAAAUAGUUACAUAAAGACGUAUAAAUUACCCAUUUCUUUGUGUGGGGCCUCUUAUUACGGUGUAGGAAUCAAUGAUGUUGUUUUGUCUGCUAAAAAUGCCGUCAAGGAGUUGUAAUUUAUUUUAUACAUAAAAAAUAAGAUUUACAAAAUUUGUUUCUGACUUGAAGAUUAAAUAAUUUCAAUUAAUAAGAGCGUCUUUCCCUGAAAGUGAACAAAUAAGUCAGUUUCUUAUUAAUUAAAAUUAAAAGCAUGCAUAAAUCAAACUAAAUUCACAACCUUGUAAAUAAAUAAUAAAGUCCAUAUGCCCACUCCUGCUAUCAACAAAAUUCACUAAUAAAA
Messenger RNA from Tribolium madens (black flour beetle), 1744 nucleotides. RefSeq names its product protoporphyrinogen oxidase. Gene Ontology annotation, biological process: heme biosynthetic process. The coding region runs from base 123 to 1520 and encodes 465 amino acids. Lineage: Eukaryota; Metazoa; Arthropoda; Insecta; Coleoptera; Tenebrionidae. The transcript has a single exon. Gene Ontology annotation, molecular function: protoporphyrinogen oxidase activity, oxygen as acceptor. Gene Ontology annotation, cellular component: mitochondrial inner membrane. The record is from RefSeq and is a predicted model, not a curated record.